This is a messenger RNA of Drosophila busckii, 828 nucleotides long. Its product is annotated as mucin-7. The transcript has a single exon. The record is from RefSeq and is a predicted model, not a curated record. The coding region runs from base 216 to 752 and encodes 178 amino acids. Lineage: Eukaryota; Metazoa; Arthropoda; Insecta; Diptera; Drosophilidae.
AUGACUUAAUGGUCUUUGGUUAUGGGUUAAACAUGGGCCCUUGACUAAAUAUUGUCACGUAUGAAGUCAUUGCGCGUGCAGGUAGAUGCAAUCUAAAGGGUGCUGUCCUUCGUAGCACCAAUUGCGAUUGCCAAAUUAUUGUCUAUGCUGUGUAUAAAAGCCGUGCGAACCGUUAACAAAAUCAACACUCUAACAUCAUCCAUCUGCAGUUCAACAUGGCUUUCAAAUUGAACGUAACCGUGCUUAUCCUAGCUGGCGUAGCAGUCUGUGCUCUGGCAGAGCCAGCGAGAGUGCGGGCUGGAUCGCGUUUCCAGUUCGCUCGCCAGGAGGUUGCAGCAGCAACACCGACAGAUGGCGCUGACCCUGUCGCGGACAUUGUUCCGACUCCCGCCUCUGCUCCUUAUCCUCCUGCCGGUGUUACGCCCUCCAUUGCUUUUGACCUGCCGACAGAGACCGAAGCCCAACCAGAUUUGACUUACGGACCACCAGCUGAGCCCGAUAAUACUUACGGUCCCCCAGCGGAGCCCGACAAUACUUACGGUCCACCAGCCGAGCCUGAUAACACCUAUGGCCCGCCAGCGGAUCCUGCAGCUGAUCAGGACAUUGCUCCCGUAGAUGCCAAUCCAGCGUCUGAGCCUCUUCCGGCCCGAUUAAUCCAGCAGCAAGGACUUCGUAGCCGUCGCCCAGGGUCUGAGAAGCUGCGCAGUGCUCAGAUCAUACGAUCAAGGCCCGUGCUAGUCUAUAGUAUUUAAUUUGUUGAAAAUCUUGAAUGAUAUUAUGAGUGUCUAAUGAAAUUAUUACGAAUCUGCUGAAUAAACUAUAUACAUA